CGUGACGCCAAUACGAUACGCCGCCUCGACCCGAUCUCCUCCUCUCCACCGCCGCACCAGAUACCCACCCGAUCCGCCGGAGAGGAAGCCCCCCGCCGCCGCCGCUAUGCUCAGGGUCGCCGGGAGGCGCCUCACGUCCGCCGUCGCCUGGCGCCCCGCCGCGGCGGCCGGCGCCAGGGGCCCCCUCGCCGGGGGCGCCGACGAUGACUCCUCCUCCUCCGCCUCCCGCCAGCACCAGAGGCCGCGCUUCGCGGUUGACUCCCCGUUCCUCGCCGCUUCGAGGGGCUUUUCCUCACAAACUAUUGUUCCAAGGAACCAGGAUGUAGGCUUGGCUGAGCUCCCUGCAACAGUAUCAGCUGUGAAGAAUCCCAGUGAAAAGAUUGUGUAUGAUGAAUAUAACCAUGAAAGAUACCAGCCAGGUGACCCAAGUAAACGAGCAUUUGCAUACUUCGUGUUGAGUGGUGGAAGGUUUAUUUAUGCUUCGCUCCUACGCUUGCUCGUUUUGAAGUUUGUUCUAAGCAUGUCUGCUAGCAAGGAUGUUCUUGCUCUUGCUUCCCUCGAGGUGGAUCUCUCUAGUAUUGAGCCUGGCACCACUGUGACUGUGAAGUGGCGGGGCAAGCCAGUUUUUAUCAGGCGCAGGACAGAGGAAGACAUCAACUUGGCAAACAGUGUUGACGUUGGAUCUCUUCGUGAUCCACAACAGGAUGCAGAGAGAGUCAAGAACCCGGAGUGGCUGAUCGUGAUUGGGGUGUGUACUCAUCUGGGCUGCAUUCCGCUCCCCAACGCUGGUGAUUUUGGUGGCUGGUUUUGUCCAUGCCAUGGAUCACAUUAUGAUAUCUCAGGUAGAAUUCGUAAGGGCCCUGCGCCGUACAACCUUGAGGUCCCAACCUACACAUUCCUGGAAGAGAACAAAUUGCUCAUCGGCUGAGAUUACUGACCACAGGGUUUAAAUCUUAUGUCACUUAUAUUCAGUGUUGGUUUGACGUUUCACCUUUUUGUUGCUCUACCUUGAUGAGCUAUCUCCUAGCACCUUCUAGUAAAGAAUAAUGAGCUGCUACUUGGCUACUGUUAAUCAAUUUCUGAGUUUGGUUCUGGUGCCUGAUAUCAAUAGGAUUUAUCUUGUAAUUGUCUUACCUGGCACAGUGAAGCGUAUACGCGGUCAACUUUCAUCCCGCUUCUGCAA
This is a messenger RNA of Oryza brachyantha (malo sina), 1183 nucleotides long. RefSeq names its product cytochrome b-c1 complex subunit Rieske, mitochondrial-like. Gene Ontology annotation, biological process: mitochondrial electron transport, ubiquinol to cytochrome c. Lineage: Eukaryota; Viridiplantae; Streptophyta; Magnoliopsida; Poales; Poaceae. Bases 107 to 928 code for a protein of 273 amino acids. The transcript has 2 exons. Gene Ontology annotation, cellular component: membrane. Gene Ontology annotation, molecular function: quinol-cytochrome-c reductase activity; 2 iron, 2 sulfur cluster binding. The record is from RefSeq and is a predicted model, not a curated record.